CCUGCCUUCCCUUCCGUGCCCUUCUCCAUUUUCCUCUCCCUCCUCGCGAUGCUGUAUUUCCCUCCUCUCCACGCGGAUCGGUUUCAAAACAACGUCCAGAAAGAACAAAGCUGGGCCGGAAGAAAGUGAAACUCUGGUACCCGCGUUUGAGUUUAUCCAGCGGGAGCCGAAGGCGGGAUUUGCAUGCCCGCUGCGGGACAGCCGCCUGUGCCCCUCAGCAACGCUCAGCGGGCGUGAGGGCUCUUCUGGAACACAGCGGUUGUUAACUGGAAGGGAGAAACCAGCGCGUUUGCUCUGGGUGUCCCCAAAAUUCUUGGCGUAGUUGGUUCCGUUAGUAUGAUAAUUGCUGCCAGUUCGGGUGGAAUGUUAUUGCAUUAAUUGUUAUGUACCGUGGCCUCAUAUGGCAAUCACUAUAAACUGGGGGGAAAACCAAUGCUUUUUCUCCCUAAUAAUUGUACUGUAGCGAAAUUCCGUAAGUACUAAAUAUGCGCAGCAACUUAGUGAAAUAAGUUUUCGUAGUGAAUUGAAAUAAUUAAUCAGCGUGUAUUGCACAGGUUCUUAUUUAUUGCUUGGAUUUUUUUAGUAAACUAGACUUCUCCUUUUCUGUUUUGGAGUUUAUCGUGUCCCUUUUGGGUUUAUCAGCUGUGAAACCUUUAUAAAGCAUAUUAAUGUAGAACUAGUAUGUGAGUUAGAGCACUGUUACGUUGUUAAUUAUUAUAGAAUUUGCAUGGAAGUCCCUGUAAAGUCUAGUUGUAUAAAAUGCAAGCAUGGGUUUUCAAACUUGCUGUCUGGGCAGCUUGCACCAAAGUUGUUCAGCAAAUAACGGUACCAUGGGCACGAUGGAAUGAAUUAGGAACCUUAUUGUGGUCAAAAGCGUAAAUACCUUCAAAUGAAUUUUUUUUUAAAGUUAAUUUUCUUUCCUCUUUUGGUUAGUUUAUUUUACUCUUAGAACAGUCAGGGAAGACUGUUGCUUCCAAACUUUUUAAAAUAACGUUGAGGCUUUCACCGUAAAUCUGUGAUCAGACGGUACGUUCUUCUUAGAGGUGGUUUCAUUGUGAGAUCUUGAUGUUGGUUGUCGUAGUUGCCUUCUGCUGUCACUGACUAUAUGCACUGCAGAUUCUUUCCCAACGGAUGAGAAAGAGAAAUGAAUAGUAGUAACUCUUUCGUACCACAUAAAUAUGGUAUUACAUCAGUCUUUCUCGUACAGGUUAUUGUCCUCAAAUGACACAAAAAUAAAGAAGCUGAUGUGAUUAAGAAACCUCUCUGUUGAGGAGUCAGUAGUUGUUCCCAGUAUAGUUACAGAUCUGUUCAACAAUUUUGCGCUCAGCUCUCUUAAAGCCACCUCUUUGGAAAAGCUAUCCUAAGGGCAUGAAUGGUUGCUCACUCGAGUUUGUUCUAUUUGAUGUGGUUGUCUGAAGACUUGCGCCGUGAAUUUGGUCGUUAUGGGCCUAUAGUUGAUGUAUACGUUCCGCUUGACUUCUACACUCGUCGUCCCAGAGGAUUUGCUUAUGUUCAAUUUGAAGAUGUCCGUGAUGCAGAAGAUGCUCUCCAUAAUUUGGAUCGAAAGUGGAUUUGUGGUCGGCAAAUAGAAAUCCAGUUUGCACAAGGGNNNNUCACAGCACCAAAUCAAAUGAAAGCCAAGGAAGGGAGAAACCUAUACAGUUCUUCUCGUUACGAUGACUAUGACAGAUAUAGGCGAUCUAGAAGCCGGAGUUACGAAAGGAGACGGUCUAGAAGUCGUUCUUUUGAUUACAGCUAUAGAAGAUCGUAUAGUCCCAGAAACAGUAGACCUACUGGAAGACCUCGUCGUAGCAGAAGCCAUUCGGACAAUGAUAGGUUCAAACACCGCAAUCGAUCUUUUUCAAGAUCUAAGUCCAAUUCAAGAUCACGAUCCAAGUCACAGCCCAAGAAAGAAAUGAAGGCUAAAUCACGGUCUAGGUCUGCAUCUCACACCAAAUCUAGAGGCACCUCUAAAACAGAUUCUAAAACACACUAUAAGUCCAGCUCAAGAUAUGAAAAGGAGUCGAGAAAAAAAGAACCAGCUAGAUCCAAAUCACAGUCAAGAUCACAUUCUAGAUCUAGGUCAAAAUCCAGAUCAAGGUCAUGGACUAGUCCCAAGUCCAGUGGCCACUAACAGUGUGUCCAUGUUGGUUUUAGGCAUGUAAGAUUCAUUUACACACAGUUCAGUUUACUUAAAUUAUCAGGAAUAUGAUGUUGCAACAGUGCUAAAAAAUAUUUUCUUUGUCAGUUUUCCCUGUAGCCGACAAUGGUUAAAAUUAAAACAGUGUUGAGAAGCCACUGAGAGAGAGCGAGAAAGAGAGAGAGGGAGAGAGAGAAUGUCCAUUUGGUUAAAUGUCAUGGGCAGCUACUGAUUGGUUGUGGUGUCUCUAUGUAUAUUUUUGUAAAGAUUUGCAUUUUUAAUGCUUAGAUAUUGGUGAUGACUUGAUCGUAAUUUGCAACGUUGUCCUACUAAAAAUGUCAUACCCGUAGAGAAAUUGGUACCGGUUUGUGCUGAACAGUUAAACCAAGUGUUUAACUUGUUCCUUAAUGCUAAACUUUGUGAUAAAACAGAAAACUGGACGGCUGUAGUGCAACACUGACUGCUGUGAAAUGCAGACUGGGAAUUUUACGUUUCCAUUGUUCAAAGGCAGGUUUCUGUGUUCUCCAUGCCCACUGACGCAAGUAGGUUGGUAAAUGGAGCUCUGUGGAGAGAUAUUUUUGAGAUUUCUCUUUAUCCCUGCCAUCUGGAGAGAUGGUACUAACAUUGCAUGUACUACAUGGGGAGAGAGUUGGUCUUGGAAGCUCGUUCAGAGAUUGUGCAGUGUCGUGACUUGUCAGGAUAGAGGCUGCACUGCUUUUGACCUGGCUGCUAGCACUAAAUGUGUGAGGAGAGAAAACACCUUGAAAUGAAAAAUUAAAUUCAGAUUUCAGCAAAUGGCAGAGCAAUUAAAUAUUAGGUUGUGUGUACAUUUUAUGCAGUUUUUGUAUCUAUUCUAAAUUUUAGUGAGCAGUUAACCAUAAAAUUGCUUAGUUUUCCUGCUGUUAGAUACAAGUAGAUUGUUUCGAGUUGUGUGUGUACAGUAUAUAAGAACUAAACUUUAAUGCCAAUGACUCCUGUGGUUAGUUGGUGUAUUCAUAGGUAUAAAACUGUAGCCAUCUCUCUUCCUGAGUAACAAAGGCUUGCUUUUACACAUCAAAAAGUAUUUGGGCAAGCAAGUCUGAAUCACUUCUUCCUCAGAAUGGAUAGUGGUUUGGUUACAAGAUUUCAUUUUACUUAAGAACAAAUGUUUGAAGUUGGAUGUGAACAAGAGCUGCAUCUCUAGCUAUUUAGUUUGUCACUAAUACAGUAUAUUUAGUAAAUUGAAUGUGAAAAAUAACAAAACCAGUGUGUAAUCUUACCAGUAUUUCUCUAGAAGGCAAGAUACUUUGUUAUGAAAAUGGCUUUUGGCAUUGGGUUUUUUUUUUCUAUUUACCUUCAAAAGCCAGCAUCAAACACCUAGUGUUCCUUGCUGUCUUAUGUAGUAGCAUAUAAAGACGUUGAUUUCAAAAAGUUCCUUUUUAGAGAAAUGUUUAGGUUUGGGUUUUGGCGUUUUCAGCAGGGCCUUUGAAGAAACGCAGAUGGCUUUUAAAUAUUGGCAGUGGAACGUGCUUAGGGGGUUGAUUCUAGAAUCUUUGUACAUUUGAUAGUAUUUCUAACUUUUUCUUUACUGUUUGCAGUUAAUGUUCAUGUUCUGCUAUGCAAUCAUUUAUAUGCACGUUCCUUUAAUUUUGUAGACUUUCCUGGAUGUAUAGUUUAAAAACAGCAAAAAGUCUAUUUAAAACUGUAGCAGUAGCGUGCAGCUCUAGCAGAGGAAAGUUGUGGGGUUAAACUUUGUAUUUCCUUUCUUAUAGAGGCUUCUAAAAAGGUAUUUUUAUAUGUUCUUUUUAACAAAUAUUGUGUACGACCUUUAAAACAUCAAUGUUUUGAUCAAAAUAACUAAAGACCCAGCUUAUUUUCUGCUUGCUGUAAAUUUAGCAAACAUGCUGUAAUAAAAAAAUGAAGGAAAUACUGAUCCACUGGAAUUAUUGUAGCUUUAGAAUUUGACUCCAGAGCAUGGUUAGGAGUAGAGCUAUGCAUCCCUUAUGGAGUAAAAUCCUUACUAUGGUAUUUCAGUAAAGUCAGGAAUUUAUUGUUUAAUGUCCGAAUAAACAUAAUUUCACAUUUUUAAAGGGGUAUUAGACAAAAUAAGAAUGAUAAGCAUACGUUUUAGUCUAAUGUAUUGAAAUGUCUUUUCCGUUAACUUCCGUUAUUGCUGGAUGGUCUGCCCUAUGGUUAUAAUUCAGAUGUUAUUAGCCAGGUGAUGAACUAAUUAAAGUCAGCAAUGGAAGAUUCAUUGAGAACCAAAUUUCUAGUAUCGCCUUAUCGAUUUAUAUUUGCCAUAUCAAAACUUGCGCCAGCAGUGGUUCUCUAGAAGGUGGUAAAACUUUGCUGAUGACGUUUAAAAUUCAAGCUGCCUCCUGGCACUUGUGGUAUUUACAACUGAUUCUUCUUAUGCCACCGAAUGAAAACAACACUGAAGAGCGCUUAAUUGCUCUGAUAAACCCACUCUUACACUUCGUUGAGCUGUGAUUUAUCUUGUAGCUGUCCAUAAACAUGGCUUGUAACAGCAGAAAACCCCACCCUUUUUCUGCUUUUUUUAAAUGAGUGUCGUCUUCAGGACUAAAAUCCCACUUACAAGUGGUCCACCUGACCGUGCGGUGGGGAAGUGUGGUUGUGUUCUUGUCGGCAGCCUGCAAGGGGUUGCUGUGAUUGAUGUUUGCGGUAGUCCAGCCAGACUUACAGCUGGAUCAGUGGGGAGGAGGGAGGAGAACAUCUUUGUGUCCAGGCUGAGGUUCUAAUUUCAGACUGCAGAGUAACAGUAACUAUACCUUAACUAUUUUGUCAGCAUGUCCUUAUAUUGUGUGCCUCAAGAUUUAUGUAUAGCACAGUUUAAAUUUUUUGUUUUGAAAAUCCAAUUCAUUGCAAGUAUAAUGUAGUAUCUGACAGUUCUGAUGGUUCUUUCUUUCUCUCCCAGAGGUAGGACUAAACUUUGACUUGACUUGUGUAUAUGAACAAGCCAGAAAAGCCGAACACAAACCCACGAUGUUUCAAGAGUGCAUGAAUAAAGAUGUUGUCCUAGUUCUUGCUCCCAUGGAAAAAUUGUGAAGAAGCUGUUCUGUGGGCCUUUCAGUUGGGGACGAGUUAGCAGGAUGUGGCCAAAAGGGCAGGGAAUGUUUACGCAUUCACGCAAGUCAAGCCACAGCCCAUCUAGAUAACAUCUCCCUUCCUUGAUGCAGGUAUCCCAGUCCUGCUCUAAAAAAAAAAUUAAAAAAAAAUAAAAAAAAUUAAAAAAUAAAAAAAAAAAAAAAAAAAAAAGCAGUAGCCUGUCUUGUGCAAGCUACCUGCAGGUUAUGCACAGCUGGAAUGCAAGAACAUGCGCAGGCUACAAAAGAUCAUGUAUAGGCAUCUUUCUUUUGGAGUCUCAAGAACGGUGGGAAUUUGUUUUUCUGUGGUAAACUAGAUUUUGUCAUUCCUGCAAAAUUUGUAGAAUUGAAGUAGUAUUUGUAAAAAAAGGGAAAAAAAAAAAAAAAGAAAAAAAUUCUGCUGAAAGUUAAUGGCUGUGCUCCAAAAUAUCUGCAGCGUAUUGAUCUAUCUCAGCAGUAAUAGAAGGCUCUAUUGGAACUUCUUUUUCACCAAAAGUCCAUGCACCCAACUGAUAAUUAAAAAUCUUAAAUUUAGUGGUUAAGUAGCUGGGUGUUUAAAUUAGGGACUAUAAUAGACUGGUCUCUGAAAGCUACAUGUUAUCCUUUCUAUGUCUUUUAAAGAUGUUUAACUGUACAGUAUAAUGGCUUUAUUCAAAGUGGAAGUUUUCAAUUUCGAUGUUAUUUUGAGCUCUCUUCUUGGAAAGAGCUGCCUUUUUUUUUUUUUUCUUACUGUUUAGUCUGGGGUAACAGCUUGAAUUCUGUUCAGAGAAGGGCAAUUGGAUUGAUCUACAUCACAGCACUGCUACUUGAUUUUUUGGCAGGGAUGUUGCCGAUUAACAUUUUGGAAGUACAAAGGGAUAAAUUUACACAUUUUUAGGACAUAAUCACCCAUUAAUAAUUGCUGGUUUUCUCAAUUUAUCUUGUAACUUGCUUAAAAAGUCUGUAGUCCAUUGCUAUAAUAUUUGUCUGAAGAUGCUCUUACUGAUGAGACUAUUCUAGGAAGGGAAGACUAUGUACCCUGUAGUGUGUUUGAUCAAAAGAUGCUAAUGUUUUAUUCAUACACAUCCUUUCUUCUUGAGUUUUGUGUUCCAUCUGUGCAAAUAACCCUGUGAAUUGGGAAUAAAAUGUACAAGUUUUGACUAUAACUUGAGAGCACCUUCUGACUUAAUUAAUCCAGCCGUAGCCUCUUGGAGAUGGAUCACCAAGCGCUGAAUCCCCCCCCAGUUCCCUCCAGCCCCCAGCACUGAGCAUGAUCCAACACUACCCCGCUAGGCUUAAGCUCUAUCUACUCAGCCUAGCAAGUCAAGCUUUCCUGGGCAGAGCCUGACACCCCUUUAGCAGGCUCUGGUUUCUCUUGGUGAGGUUAGUGUUUGUUUUUAAGAAGUGCCAUGGUCACAAGUCACUGGCGAGGUGCGAGCGGGAGGGCUGUAGCUCUGACCGCUGUCAGGGGGAAGUGAUUCCCAGCUUCUCCCACCUCCCCCCCGGCCUUAAGAGGCAGGCGGAGCAGGCGCCUGGGGCGCUCAGGCUGCCUGCUCUGCACUCAGGGUGCCCACUCUUACCAGGCAAAGGUAAGGGCAAAGAGUUCCUUGCGAGUUGAGGGGGCUUUUAAACACGAGUCGCUAUUCCGAAGUGUCGGAGCUUUACAGAACAACUUGAGCUGCCAAAGUGAUGUGAUCCCACUUUUCCAUUACCACCUUAAAAUAAACAGAUGCUUUUAGGGGGUGAAAAGUUUAUUUAAUUUUUUGUUGUAUCCAAUUCGUACAUAUACCAUUAUUAAUGACAAUUUGGAGUAUACACAAUUGUAACUGGGAUACAGCUCAUUCCCUGGUGAAGGGCCAGGUCACAAGACAUUAAGUUUAAAGACCGCCAAUUCCAUCUUAUUUGGAGCAAUAGAUGUGUAAACAUUCAACCAGCUGCCAAUGCAUUUUUAAUGUACCGAAAGCCAUCUCCAAGAACAGUUCACAAUCCGCAAAAAUCCCUUUUGAGUUAAAGCACUUUUUUAGUAAUUACUGUAUUUCUAAAUAACCUUGGAUUCUGCUACUGCAGUUCAGUUGUUUCUAUGACAGGAUCAGUUGAUGGUGACAGCACUGACUGGCACCUGCCCUGUCCCUGGUCUGAAGUUGACAGAUUUUGGCAAAUAUUGGGACAAAAUAAUGUUGUAGCAUUGAUUCAUUUUAGAAACACUGUUACAAUACUUCAGUUUCAUCAAGCACCCAAACUCAGCCAUUUGCACUUCUUGUGAAACAUCCGAUUUUUAACACCUUGGUGCGUUUGCAUCAUUUAAUCCACAUUCUCCCAUACAUUCAGAACUUGAGUAUCUUGAACUUAAGCUUUUUUUUUUUUUAGUUUUUUGUUUUAUUAAAAAAUUCUAAAUAAGCCUCUUUUGCACCGAGUUUACUUUAAAAAUGAGCUCACAACCAAGUAAAACGUGCAUAUUCACUGCAUGUUUAAGUGCAAGGGCACAGCCACAAGUGUCCUUUUUUUUU
Egretta garzetta (little egret) is the source of this 7709-nucleotide messenger RNA. It is a transcript of the gene SRSF10, whose product is annotated as serine and arginine rich splicing factor 10. The transcript is spliced from 6 exons. Lineage: Eukaryota; Metazoa; Chordata; Aves; Pelecaniformes; Ardeidae. Gene Ontology annotation, molecular function: RNA binding. The record is from RefSeq and is a predicted model, not a curated record. The coding region runs from base 1373 to 2134 and encodes 253 amino acids.